Messenger RNA from Solanum tuberosum (potato), 444 nucleotides. Its product is annotated as ATP-dependent RNA helicase drs1-like. The transcript has 2 exons. The record is from RefSeq and is a predicted model, not a curated record. The coding region runs from base 1 to 444 and encodes 147 amino acids. Lineage: Eukaryota; Viridiplantae; Streptophyta; Magnoliopsida; Solanales; Solanaceae.
AUGACUAAAACUAGAGGCGGCAUCAUUAAGCGAUCUAGUCCUAAUGCUUCUAAAAACAAGAAAAGAAAGGCUGAAGAAGUUUCAAAAGCUUUAAAAAAGAAAAAAAAUGUUGUGGAAGAACAUGAGUCAAACUCUGAUUCUGAUACAAUGGCCGAGAUUGACAAUUACCAGGACAGUAGUGCCCAGUCUAGUGAUGAUGCUGAAUCUAGUAAUGAUAAAAGUGACAGUGAAGAUGAGAGUAGUAGAGAUACCCAAACAGGUGAUGAGGAUGAAGAUCCCCUGUCUUUGCCAAUUUGUGCAAGAGACAUUUCUAUUGAUGAAUACUUUGUUGAAGAAGUUGAUGAAGUUGUAGAAAAGAUUAAGGAAGAGGAGAUGAAAGAAGAAGAAAAAGAACAAGUUGAUGAGAAGAUGACAGAAAAAAAAGGAGAAGCUGGAGGAGAAUGA